AUGUCUAGUAAAUGUGCCACGGCGUGCGUGAUGGCGGCCAUUGACCUUACCCAUCUCGUCAACAAGACGUAUCGCACUAACACCGCCGAUGCGUGGUGGUAUAAUGGAUUCUACGUAUCAACCGCCGCAGUAGUCCUCCUGAUAUCAUUCUCCGACUCAUCGAUGCUAGAUCCAGGCGUCAUGGAGCAAGCGCGAAGCGCUUGGAGGGAAGCAAUGACUGUCCUAGAAUACCUCGCUACUUUUCGCCGCUCAGCUAGCAAUACCCUCCAAUUCCUGCAGCCUGCUUAUCGUCAAGUGAUGGUCCCAAUUGAUUUGUAUCAGGCAGGGGUGGGAGCUGAUGCUAACCCUAAUUUUCCAAAUAAUAGCCCUGGUCCAGAUACAACUCAAAUCCCGUUCUUCAAUUGGGAUGACUAUCUGGCAAAUAGAGGACCGGAGUUUGAUGAUUUGGGAUUCUUAUCGAGACUUGAUUUUCCUGACAGUUUGGGAGUAGAUGGUCAUGAUAUUGGUUGA
Molecule: messenger RNA, 510 nt
Organism: Talaromyces atroroseus
Lineage: Eukaryota; Fungi; Ascomycota; Eurotiomycetes; Eurotiales; Trichocomaceae
Exons: 2
Coding region: 1-510 (169 amino acids)
Source: RefSeq, a predicted model, not a curated record